Manis javanica (Malayan pangolin) is the source of this 4667-nucleotide messenger RNA. It is a transcript of the gene CAND2, whose product is annotated as cullin associated and neddylation dissociated 2 (putative). Lineage: Eukaryota; Metazoa; Chordata; Mammalia; Pholidota; Manidae. The record is from RefSeq and is a predicted model, not a curated record. Gene Ontology annotation, biological process: SCF complex assembly.
GGGGCCCGCGCCGCCAUAUUCCCUCCCGCCGGCCGGUUCGCGGCGCGCAGCCACCAUGAGCACCGCCGCCUUCCACAUCUCCAGCCUACUGGAGAAGAUGACGUCCAGCGACAAGGACUUCAGUCGCCCCAGGCUGCCUCCCGGCACCUCAUCAGGGCGCCUUCUCCCAUCCCUCCGUUCCCAGGUUCAUGGCCACCAGUGACCUCAUGUCGGAGCUGCAGAAGGACUCCAUCCAGCUGGAUGAAGACAGCGAGCGCAAGGUGGUGAAGAUGCUGCUCAGGCUCCUGGAAGACAAGAAUGGGGAGGUGCAGAACCUGGCGGUCAAGUGCCUGGGUCCUCUGGUGGGCAAAGUGAAGGAAUACCAGGUGGAGACCAUCGUGGAUGCUCUCUGUGCCAACAUGCGGUCAGACAAGGAGCAGCUCCGAGACAUUGCUGGCAUUGGCCUCAAGACCGUCCUGUCGGAGCUCCCCCCUGCAGCCACAGGCUCCGGCCUGGCCACCAGUGUGUGCCGGAAGAUCACCGGCCAGCUCACCAGUGCCAUCGCCCAACAGGAGGAUGUGGCUGUGCAGCUGGAAGCCCUGGACAUCCUCUCUGACAUGCUGAGCAGGCUGGGUGCACCCCUGGGCGCCUUCCACGCCAGCCUCCUGCACUGCCUGCUGCCGCAGCUGAGUAACCCGCGCCUGGCGGUGCGCAAGCGGGCGGUCGGGGCGCUUGGCCACCUGGCGGCCGCCUGCAGCACUGACCUCUUCGUGGAGCUCGCCGACCACCUUCUGGACCAGUUGCCUUGCCCGCGCACGCCCACCAGCCUCGCCGCUGUCCGCACCCUGAUCCAGUGUCUGGGCAGCGUGGGUCGUCAGGCAGGCCACCGCCUAGGGGCCCACCUGCACCACCUGGUGCCCUUGGUGGGAGAGUUCUGCAACCUGGAUGAUGAUGAGCUCCGGGAGUCCUGCCUCCAGGCCUUUGAGGCCUUCCUGAGGAAGUGCCCCAAGGAAAUGGGCCCUCACGUGUCCAAUGUGACCAGCCUCUGCCUCCAGUACAUGAAGUACGACCCCAACUAUAACUAUGACAGUGGUGAUGAUGAUGAGGAACAGAUGGAGACAGAGGACAGUGAAUUCAGUGAGCAAGAGAGUGAGGACGAAUACAGUGACGAUGAUGACAUGAGCUGGAAGGUGCGCCGGGCAGCAGCCAAGUGCAUGGCGGCCUUGAUUGGCUCACGGCCAGACCUGGUGCAUGACUUCCACCGCACCCUGGCGCCUGAGCUCAUCCACCGCUUCAAGGAGCGCGAGGAGAACGUCAAGGCCGAUGUCUUUGGAGCAUACAUUGUCCUGCUGCGGCAGACACGGCCUCCAAAGGGGUGGUUAGAGGCUGUCGAGGAGCCCACCCAGACCGGCAGCAACCUCCACAUGCUGCGGGGACAGGUGCCCCUUGUGAUUAAGGCCCUGCAGCGGCAGCUAAAAGAUCGGAGUGUCAGAGCCCGCCAGGGCUGCUUCAGCCUCCUCACCGAGCUGGCGAGUGUCCUCCCCGGCAGCCUGGCAGACCACAUGCCUGUGCUGGUAGCAGGCAUUGUCUUCUCGCUGGGUGACCGCUCCAGCUCCUCCACCAUUCGGAUGGACGCCCUGGCCUUCCUUCAGGGGCUGCUGGGGACGGAGCCGGCUGAGGCCUUCCACCCACACCUGCCCACUCUCCUGCCACCCGUGAUGGCCUGUGUGGCUGACCCUUUCUACAAGAUCGCAGCUGAGGCCCUGCUGGUGCUGCAGGAGCUGGUGCGGGCCAUGUGGCCACUGGACAGGCCUCGGGUGCUGAAUCCAGAACCAUACGUUGGAGAGAUGUCUGCGGCCACCCUGGCACGACUCCGUGCCACUGACCUGGACCAGGAGGUGAAGGAGCGGGCCAUCUCCUGCAUGGGCCACCUCGUGGGCCAUCUGGGUGACCGGCUCGGGGAUGACCUGGAGCCAUCGCUGUUGCUUCUCCUUGACCGUUUGCGGAAUGAGAUCACCCGGCUGCCUGCUGUCAAGGCACUGACACUGGUGGCCGUGUCUCCACUGCGGCUUGACCUGAAGCCCAUCUUGGCUGAAGCACUGCCCAUUCUGGCCUCGUUCUUGCGCAAGAACCAGCGGGCGCUGCGGCUGGCCACACUGGCUGCCCUGGAUGCCCUGGCCCAGAGCCAGGGACUCAACCUCCCGCCAUCUGCCGUACAGGCCGUGUUGGCUGAGCUGCCUGCCCUGGUCAGUGAGAGCGACAUGCAUGUGGCCCAGCUGGCUGUGGACUUCCUUGCCACAAUGACGCGGGCCCAGCCGGCCACUUUGGCUGAGGUCAGCGGCCCCGUGCUCUCAGAGCUGCUGCGCUUGCUGCGUUCACCCCUGCUGGCAGCAGGAGUGCUGACGGCAGUGGAAGGCUUCCUACAGGCCCUGGUGGGGGCCCGCCCCCCGUGCGUGGACUAUGCCGAGCUCAUCAACAUGCUCACUGCACCUGUUUAUGACCAGGCUCUGGACAGCGGGCCAGGCCUGCACAAGCAGGUGUUCCACUCGCUGGCUCGGUGUGUGGCAGCCCUUGCAGCUGCCUGUCCCCACCAGGCAGCAGGCACGGCAAACCGCCUGGUCUGUGAUGCCAGGUCACCCCACUCGAGCACGGGGGUCAAGGUUCUGGCAUUCCUGUCACUCGCUGAGGUGGGCCAGGUGGCUGGGCCAGGCCCACAGCGGGAGCUGAAGGCAGUGCUCCUGGAAGCCUUGCGGUCGCCCAGUGAGGACGUGAGGGCGGCUGCCUCCUAUGCGCUGGGCCGUGUGGGCGCGGGGAACCUGCCUGACUUCCUGCCCUUCCUGCUGGGGCAGAUUGAGGCUGAGCCCCCGCGGCAGUACCUGCUGCUGCACUCGCUCAGGGAGGCCCUGGGGGCGGCCCAGCCUGACAGCCUGAAGCCCUACGCUGAGGACAUCUGGGCCCUGCUGUUCCAGCGCUGUGAAGGUGCCGAGGAAGGCACCCGGGGGGUGGUGGCUGAGUGCAUUGGGAAGCUGGUCCUCGUGAACCCUCCGUUCCUUCUGCCCCGAUUCCGGAAGCAACUCGCUGCAGGCCGGCCACACACACGGAGCACUGUCAUCACAGCAGUCAAGUUCCUCAUCUCGGACCAGCCCAGUCCCAUUGACCCCCUCCUGAGGAGCUUCAUUGGAGAGUUCAUGGAGAGUCUGCGGGACCCAGACCUGAACGUGCGCCGGGCCACCCUGGCUUUCUUCAACUCUGCCGUGCACAACAAGCCCUCGCUGGUCCGGGACCUGCUGGACGACAUCCUGCCCCUCCUCUACCAGGAGACGAAGAUCCGCCGGGACCUCAUCCGGGAGGUGGAGAUGGGGCCCUUUAAGCACACAGUGGACGAUGGGCUAGACGUGCGGAAGGCGGCCUUUGAGUGCAUGUACUCGCUGCUUGAGAGCUGCCUGGGCCAGCUGGACAUCUGUGAGUUCCUGAACCACGUGGAGGACGGCCUGAAGGACCACUAUGACAUCCGGAUGCUGACCUUCAUCAUGCUCGCACGACUGGCUGCCCUGUGUCCUGCGCCUGUCCUGCAGAGGGUGGACCGACUCAUUGAGCCACUCAGGGCCACCUGUACCACCAAGGUCAAAGCCGGCUCUGUGAAGCAGGAGUUCGAGAAACAAGAUGAACUGAAGCGCUCUGCAAUGAGGGCAGUGGCCGCCCUGCUGACCAUCCCAGAAGUGGGGAAAAGCCCCAUCAUGGCAGACUUCUCUUCCCAAAUCCGAUCCAACCCUGAACUUGCCACCCUCUUUGAAAGCAUCCAGAAAGAUUCUGCUUCAGUACCCAGCACAGACUCAAUGGAGCUCAGCUAGUUCCCCCUCCUCCCAGCCCCUAGGGGGGGCCCUUGCUCAGAGGGGGCCCACCCAAGCCCAGGCCUCACCUUCCCACCAGCAGGCACAGGCCUUUCACCCUUCUGUCAUCUCAUAGCGGGGACUCCAGCUUCUGGCGGGGCUUAGAGUGCCUUUGCAGGGGACCUCUACUCAUAGGGCCCCAGCAGGAGUUGCAAAGGCUGCUAUCAGUUGAGCCCUUCAACUCAGGAGUCACUCAAAUCACAGAGUGUGUUUUCCACGCCUUCCACAUGAAGAUUGAUGUUGACUUCACACUAGUCAGUCUGGUUCUUUCAAACCGGCGAGUCCCGCCUCACUAAGUCGUACUUAGAAAUACUGUUGUGCUCACCACUGUAAAAGGUUAGGAGGCAGCGGGCUGGCCUUCCUGCCCACUGGCAUCCCAGAUUUGUCACUCACAUCACUCCCAUUUUUUCACUUCACUUGGUAUGAUCUGCCAAAGAUCAGUCCUUCGGCUGGGCAUCUUAAAAACUCAAAAUACUAUGGGUUACAUUGUUGAAUUCAAAAUGCUUUAUUUCUAAUUGGCAGUGAUAAAAUCAGAAAUUUGGUUUUCUGCAGGCAGAGGCAUGUAAGCUAAGGAAUUAGAGCUAAUGUUCCAUUUUCAAAACUAAUGGCAAACUGGGAAACAGCAAAGUACAAAUCACCUCAUGUCACCCCACCUAGGCAUAACCAGCUGGUCUGUGUCCUUCUCAGGAAGGCUUUGAACGUUUCUAGGUUUUAGUAUUGAGGACACAGAAAUAAGCAACAGGCCAAAGAACGUUCUGUGCUAUCCCAGAAUAAUAAAGGAGAAAACCUGAAUUGUUA